Molecule: messenger RNA, 658 nt
Organism: Penaeus indicus
Lineage: Eukaryota; Metazoa; Arthropoda; Malacostraca; Decapoda; Penaeidae
Product: transcription and mRNA export factor ENY2-like
Exons: 3
Coding region: 115-405 (96 amino acids)
Biological process (GO): regulation of transcription by RNA polymerase II; poly(A)+ mRNA export from nucleus; positive regulation of DNA-templated transcription
Cellular component (GO): nuclear pore; DUBm complex; SAGA complex
Molecular function (GO): transcription coactivator activity; chromatin binding
Source: RefSeq, a predicted model, not a curated record
GUAAACGACCCAAAACAAACCUCCAGGAGACACUCAGGCAACAGAACCCGCGGCGCCUGUUGUUGUUCCCCGCUCGCUUGCUUGCUCUCUUUUUUCGUCAUUUUGGGAGGAACUAUGGCAGAUCGGAGCACGCAGAUGAAGAAUUCUAUUAACCAGAAGUUGGUGGAGACUGGGGAAAAGGAGAGAUUGAAGGACAUGUUGAGACAGAGACUUACGGAGUGUGGGUGGAGGGAUGAACUCAAGGAACAUGCCAAGGAUAUUGUGCGAGAACGAGGGCUACAGCAAGUAACUGUAGAUGACUUAGUGAAGGAGAUCACUCCACAGGGAAGAGAUUUGGUUCCUGACACAGUGAAGCGGGAACUUCUAGCAGAAAUAAAGAAAUUCCUUGCAGCACAAUCUCUAUAACUAUUUUUUGUGUUUAUAGUGAUUUAGUUAGAAGUUAUAUCUACAGAAAAUAUGUAUUUGCAAAUUGAUCUGUUGCAAGAAACAUUAGAUUAGCAUUUGUUUGCAUUAUGUUAUUUUCAAGUGAAAGUAAAUAUAUAUUGCAAGGUUUGACAAGAUAAUGUAAUUUUGUCAUGUAACACAUUAGUAUCCAAACAUAUAGCAUAAUUUUUCAUAGAUGUGUAAUUUUUAAAGAAAAUAAAAUUGUGUGACCAAG